AUGGGUCGAAGUAGUAGUUUAAAAACUGCACGUCUUAGUAAGAAGACUAAGAAACUAGAAAAACAGAAAGCAUUAAAGAAGAAAUUAAAGAAAAUAAGUAAAACGGAUGGAGCUGAAUAUUCUAAACAAUUGAAGAAUUUUUUAAAUGUAAAUGCCAAAAACCAUCAAAAUUAUUAUUGUAAGCUGAUAAAGUAUUUUAAAAAAGAUAAAUAUCGUGUUCAUCCUAAUCAGAUGAAAAACACUGGGAUCACCAAAGAGAACUCAAAUAAAUUACGAAAAUAUUGGCAGAAUAGAUACACCUUAUUCACAAAAAUGGUUGAUCAACCCAUUUAUUUAACCGAAGAGCUGUGGUAUAGUGUAUCACCCGAGAAGUUUGCUAUUUUUAUCGCUAAAUUCAUUAAGACAUGCAUACCUGACGGUAAAAAUGCAUUGGAUGUAUUUUGUGGAGGAGGUGGUAAUACAAUCCAACUUGCCAAGAUAUUUGAUAAAGUCUACGGUAUUGAUAAUUCGAUUAAACAUCUUUAUUGUACAUAUAAAAAUAGUCAGACUUAUAAUGUAGAAAAUAAUACUUUUCUAAUAUUAGGUGAUUGGAUGAAAGAUAAAGUUCGUGAACAAUUUCAUUAUAAGAGAGACCAAUCCAAGAUCAAGCUUGAUAUUAUUUUUGCAUCGCCGCCAUGGGGUGGACCUGAAUAUUUAAAAUCAUCCAAAUAUGAUUUAGAGAAGAACUUAAUACCUGUAGGCUUGACACAAUUAUUACAAACUCUUAAAGAAUGCAGUGAUAAUAUUAUAAUUUUCCUACCGAAAAAUAGUAGUCUAGAACAGAUAUCUCAAGCAACACGAAAUGUGUAUGGUAAUGAAAGUAAAUGCCGAGUCGUUUAUAUUAAAGAAAAUGGAUACAUGAAGGGGAUCUGUGCGAUGUGGGGGGAUGCACUUAUCAAUUAUUACGGGGAAACACCAGAAGAGAAAUCGGCUGAACAAAAUCAACAAGUUUCAUAUGAAAUCGAUGGAUAA
Messenger RNA from Henningerozyma blattae CBS 6284, 1011 nucleotides. RefSeq names its product RNA methyltransferase (gene TGS1). Lineage: Eukaryota; Fungi; Ascomycota; Saccharomycetes; Saccharomycetales; Saccharomycetaceae. The coding region runs from base 1 to 1011 and encodes 336 amino acids. Gene Ontology annotation, molecular function: RNA cap trimethylguanosine synthase activity. Gene Ontology annotation, biological process: 7-methylguanosine cap hypermethylation; 7-methylguanosine RNA capping. Gene Ontology annotation, cellular component: nucleus. The record is from RefSeq and is a predicted model, not a curated record. The transcript has a single exon.